ACUAAAUCGCGGCUGGCUUAUGUGGCUGGCCUCGCCGCCACACAGCAGCGAACGGUUUUGUAGUGCAGCACAAUGCGUUAAUUGUUAUCUCAGCCCUUUCUCUAACUGAGCUUAACGGAACGGACACGGCGCACACGAUCGGGAGUGGAAAUUUGAAUGUUUGAUUCAACAACGAGAACAAUAUACGCCUUUCCACGCAUGCUAGCACGAUUUCAUCACAGUAGCAUGUUGUUUUUCCUACUACGCAAGCUUUGCGUGUGUGAGUGCGGCGCGUCAGCUGUUUGACGUUUUGUUUACAGUGCUCGGUGCAGGAGUGUAGCUGUGAGGGUUUGUGAGUGAGUGAGUGUGGAUGCGUGAACGUUUCAAAACAAAACAAAUUCUACGGCAGCGACCGAAUCGCUGCGCUCGGGGAUGUUUCUUCACCUACAAAUCUGAAACUAAAGACGAAAGCUAUUUCCUAUUAAAAGUAUCUCGCUGCUGAUUUAUUAGACUAGUGAUUUAGCACACAAAAACCGGUGAUUUAUCCAUGUGCGUUGUGUUUAAAGUGAGGUGCCCGCGUUACGCGAAACACCUGACUCACAAGGAAAAGAGCUAUUUAUGAGCUGUCCGGAGCAAGGUGCAAUACAUCCGCAGCUGAUAGAGGGAAACAAACAACAGAACACCGAGAGAAGAACAUCAAGUAGAAAACAAUCUAGUAAAUAAACCGCGUUACCUGGACCGGAACCCGGUGAGUCAUCGUUCCACAGGGCGAACCGAAUGGCCUGUACCAUUUGCACUAAAUCGUUUGGAUUUUUCAACAAAGAGCAUGGAUGUCCCGUGUGCAAGUUUUCGUUCUGUUCGGGAUGCCUCCGGUACAAGCUGGUGCGCGACGGCAAGAAGCUGAAUGUUUGUUUGCGCUGCUCGAAGCUAGCCGGCGAACCUCCGAAAAAGGAAACCACAAAACACGUGCCUCCUGUCACCGCAACUAAAGAAGGCGGCGAAUCGGGUCCCAAACAAAGCGAACCCCAAAUCCGUAGUCCCAUCGAACCACCGGAAAAUCCGACAGGAGAUGAGCUUAUACGCAGUAAGCUUGAGGCGCUCAAAGCAAACGAUCCCGAGGAUCAGCAAGAACCCGGAUCCGAUCCUCCACCAACGACGGGCGAUAAUUCGGACAUAGAAAGACGCCUGGCAGCACUCAAGGGUGUCGAGUACAGGGACUACAAAGAUGCAUCCCAACGGUUUAUGGCGCCGGACAAUCGUACCGCGGAACAGCAGGUGCAAGAUUUGCUCGGUCAGUUUGUGGAGGAAACGAAACUGAUCAACGUGAUGGACGAUAAGCGUGCCGAACAGGAUGAGGAGAUUGUGAAACGAUUAAAUGCGCUGAAAGAAUUCCCAACGGCUGGUGAAACGGUGGCACCGGGGAGCGGAGCAAGGUCCCCACGAACCACACUUACGGACAGUGAUUCCGAUGAGGGUUUAACGGAUGAAGAGCUAGCACGAAAGCUGGCCAAACGGUACGCCGAAGAGGGCAGACUGGAGGCUAAAUUGCACUUGGAUGAUGCAUUGGAGGAGGAACCAUCUGGACCAUCUGCUAGCGGUGACCUCGGGGAGGAAUUACCCUGGUGUACCAUCUGCAACGAGGACGCAGUGUUACGAUGCCGCGGUUGUGAUAACGAUCUGUAUUGUAGGGGCUGCUACAAGGAGUUCCACUACGAUGAAGACCCGAACGAGCAUCCAACGGUACCGUUCAAGGGUGGAGGAAAAGGAGUCAAAAACGGUUGACAUUGCAGCAAGGGUCAUGCCACUGAAUAAAGAAUUAUCCGGAAGUAGUCUUUCUAUGGGAAAGUUUAUUCCGAUACAUUGUACGAAGGGCUCCCCAGUUACAAAAAUUGGGGAAAAGAAGUAAAUUUUGUUUGAAUA
Molecule: messenger RNA, 1899 nt
Organism: Anopheles stephensi (Asian malaria mosquito)
Lineage: Eukaryota; Metazoa; Arthropoda; Insecta; Diptera; Culicidae
Product: abscission/NoCut checkpoint regulator
Exons: 2
Coding region: 757-1761 (334 amino acids)
Biological process (GO): mitotic cytokinesis checkpoint signaling; abscission
Cellular component (GO): midbody; cleavage furrow; centrosome
Molecular function (GO): phosphatidylinositol-3-phosphate binding
Source: RefSeq, a predicted model, not a curated record